Molecule: messenger RNA, 2634 nt
Organism: Bipolaris zeicola 26-R-13
Lineage: Eukaryota; Fungi; Ascomycota; Dothideomycetes; Pleosporales; Pleosporaceae
Exons: 1
Coding region: 1-2634 (877 amino acids)
Biological process (GO): DNA repair; DNA damage checkpoint signaling; mitotic DNA replication checkpoint signaling
Molecular function (GO): chromatin binding
Source: RefSeq, a predicted model, not a curated record
AUGGCCAGGCUGCGGUCGGCCCGGAACAAGCCCGUUGUGCUCUCGUCCGACUCCGAGCAGAGCGACUCCCUUUCACCGCCUCCCGCUGCUCGCAAGGGGCGCGCACUAACAAGCAUCCCCUCUGCCUCGCAUACACCCAGUCAGACCACGAGGCCGACCCGGUCACGCACACGUGCUGCCUCUCCAAAUCCAUCCGAGCAAUCCACUACUAAUAACAAGUCGCCUGCAAAAUCCCCUGCCAAGCAAAGGCCCGUCUACAAGCCUAUAACGUCCUUCUUCACCACCGUCGCCCGCUCCCAGUCAUCCCAGCCCACUCCUAGCCCGGAGAAGCCAGCUGCAUCAGUCGAGGACUUUGACGACAUCUUCGAUUCCGACUAUGACGAGGACCAAGCAAAGCCAGUCAAAGUAUCCAAUGCGCUUCCUGUGCGCAAACGGCCCAUUGCCGCAACAGCGCCAACUGACCAUGGCCCAAAUGUGAUUGCACGCCAAAAGUUCCUGCGAACAGCAACCGGGGCCCGGAGCACGCCUCCUCCAUCGUCAUCUUCCCAGCCAGCACGGCGGGAUGCCGAAGAUGGCCGGCCAUGGACCGAAAAGUUUGGCCCCGUAUCCCUUGAUGAGCUUGCCGUGCACAAGAAAAAAGUAGCAGAUGUCCGCACAUGGCUGACUGAUGUCUUGAGUGGCAAAUCGCGAAAAAGACUAUUGUUGCUCAAGGGCCCCGCUGGCAGCGGAAAGACCACCACCAUGGCCCUGCUAUCCAAAGAAUUGGAUAUAGACAUGCACGAGUGGAAGAACCCCACUGGUGCCAUGUCGACCUCCGACAGUCUCAUCUCCAUCACCGCUCAGUUUGAAGACUUUGUUGCGAGAACUGGCACCUUUGGAAGUCUGACCUUUGAUACGCAAGUAUCAGCUACCCAGACGGCUUCGCCUGCCACUCAAGCCGGUAGGAAACAGCAGCUGGUCCUAGUAGAGGAGUUUCCCAAUACAUUCACACGUACUUCGUCGGCCGUCCAGUCUUUCCGCUCUUCCGUCCUCAAGUAUCUUGCUGCAAACACGCAGUCAGCCACUGCUUUCUUCUCAAGUCAAGCCGAUUCCACAUCCUCAGUGACACCAAUUGUUAUGAUCAUCUCUGAGACACUCUUAUCCACCAACACGGCAGCAGCAGACAGCUUUACCGCCCAUCGUCUCCUGGGUCCUGAGAUUUUGACUCAUCCUGGAGUGAGCGUUGUCGAGUUUAAUCCAAUUGCACCCACAUACAUGACGAAAGCGCUGGACACAAUUAUUCUCAAAGAGGCCAGGAGGUCAGGUCGAAAAAAGACCCUGAGUCCACAGGCUAUCCAGCGCCUUGCCGAGCUUGGUGAUAUCCGGAGCGCAAUCUCAUCGCUCGAGUUCUUGUGUCUACGUGGCGACGAUGCCGAGGGCUGGGGCGCCAAGGUCAAUUUCACAAAGAAGAAGACGGCCAAAGAUACCCCCAUGACCAAAACUGAGCAAGAUUCACUCGAGAUGGUGACACAGCGGGAGAGUACUCUGGGUAUUUUUCACUCGGUAGGCAAAGUUGUUUAUAAUAAGCGUAUCCCGGAAGAUCCCAAAGCACCACUGGCGCACCCACCAAAUUGGUUUCCCGAACGACGAAGACCAAAAGCUUCCGAAAUCAAUAUCGAUACUCUUAUCGAUGAGCUAGGAACCGAUACGCAGACCUUUGUUGCAGCAUUGCAUGAGAACUACGUCCUAUCUUGUGGAGGUGCAGACAGUGAAGAAACCAUGGAUUCCAUCGAAGGAUGUAUAAACGCUCUCUCUGACGCUGAUCUUCUUUCUCCAGAUCGCUUUGGUGCUGGGGGUGGCCGCAGAAGUUUCCAAGGGACAAGUGCGGACAACCUGCGCCAAGAUGAAAUGUGCUUCCAAACGAGUGUACGAGGCCUGUUGUAUAACCUGCCACAUCCCGUAAAGCGAAUGGCUCCUCCUCCAGGCAUCAUGGGACUCAAAGCAAAAGGACAGGGGUUGAGUAGUGGCAUGCCCAAAGGCAAUGCAUUCGUCAUGUACUACCCAGCAUCGCUGCGGAUAUGGAAGCAGCAGGAGGAAAUUGGUGGCCUAUUGGAUAUGUGGGUGUCGCGCGCGCAACGCGGUGAACUUUUCUCAAUCGCGUCAGGCGCACCAAAAGCAGCGGUUCCCAGUGGAGGUGUACACACAUGGAGAAGGAACGGUCCAUCGUCCCAACCAGCGGCGACGCAAGGCUCAGACCCUAGCGGCGACGACGCAUCAGCCCCGCCCCUCCUUGGAAGUGGCGGUUCAGCCCGCUACGAGAUGCUCCUCGAGCGCCUCCCUUAUCUAGUCACUAUCCUCUAUAAAUCCCGCAUGCCAUCUCCAUCAACAUCCGCCACAGUACGCGAGAUUCGCAAAAUCACUGCUUUUACCGGGGGUGCCCUAUCCGGCGGUGACGACGACGACGACGAAUUAGAAGACGAGCUUGACCCAGGCGAACAGGAGCAGUGGACUACGGAUAAACCCGCCGCAGAAACGCCCAAGAAGAAGAAAAGGGCGAGGUUCGAGACCAAAGCCCAAGAGCCCGAAUCGGCAAUAUCAGGGCUUUUGGAUAAGAGUGCGGGUUUGGUAUUGAGUGAUGAUGAUAUCGAGGAUUAA